AUGAGAGACCGACGCGACGGCCGCAAUGGCAACACCAACGCCGAUGACAUCGUCAAAGCCGUCACCGAGCAAACCCGCCUUCUUUCCGGCGGCGACGCAGCCCUCCACAACGAAGGCGCGGAAUACGGCGCUCUCGCUGACGCGGCCGCGAGCACCAGCGCGGCCAUCAACGGCAACAAUGGCGCCGGCGACAACCCCAAAGACAAACCACUGCCCGUGUGGCAGAUUGUGGUGCUCUGCUACGCCCGCUGGAUCGAGCCCGUGGCCUUCUUCUCCAUCUUCCCCUACGUCAACCAGAUGGCGCAGGAGAACGGCAAGCUGGCCGACGCCGACGUCGGGUUCUACAGCGGCCUGAUCGAGUCGCUGUUCUCGCUCACCCAGAUGUUCGUCAUGGUCGCUUGGGGCCGCGCCGCCGACCGCUUCGGUCGCAAGCCGGUGUUGGUCUUUUCCUUGCUUGGCGUCUCCUGCGCUACGGCUUUAUUUGGCAUGGCCACGACGAUCUGGCAGAUGGUUUUGUUUCGGUGUCUUGCGGGUGUGUUUGCGGGGACGAUUGUUACCAUCCGGACGAUGAUCUCGGAGCACAGCACGUCCAAGACGCAGGCACGCGCGUUUAGCUGGUUUGCGUUUGCCGGGAAUCUGGGGAUCUUGUUUGGGCCGUUGAUGGGCGGCGCCUUGACCAACCCUGCUCGACAGUAUCCCGCCUUGUUUGGCGGGAUCCAGUUCCUGCUGGACUACCCCUAUGCCCUCCCGAGUUUUGCCGUUGGCCUCGUCGGUCUCUCGGCCGUGGUCGUGACGGCCCUCUUUGUCGAGGAGACACUGCCAAAACCUUCCCCUACCAGCAGCGUUGCUGCAGGAGGAUCUCACAGCGAGGAGGAAUCCGCAGCACCACCCAAACCCCCCAAAACCCACACGAUCUACUCCCUCCUCAAAACCCCCGGCGUCCCCAUCGUGCUCUACACCUACGGCCACAUCAUGCUCCUCGCCCACUCCUACACCGCCAUCGUGCCCGUCUUCUGGUUCACCAAGAUCGAGCUAGGCGGCUUCGGCUUCACCCCCCUCCAAAUCUCCCUCAUGCUCGCCGUCAACGGGUUCGCCCAAGCCACCUGGAUCCUCCUCGUCUUCCCACCCAUGCACGCCCGCUGGGGCACCAACACCGUCCUCCGCGCCUGCGCCAUCGGCUACCCCGUUUUCUUCGUCCUCUUCCCCGCCUUCAACACCGUUCUCCGCCUCGGCACCCCGGCCGCGGUCACGUUCUUCUGGAUCACCGCGCCGGUAGCGCUGGCUAUUGGAUCGGGGAUCAGCAUGUCGUUUACGGCGAUCCAGCUGGCGCUUAAUGAUGUUUCGCCGUCGCCGCUGACGCUGGGGACGUUGAAUGCGCUGGCGUUGGCGUUGACGAGUGGGUUGAGGGCGUUUUCGCCGGCGUUGUUUGCGAGUUUGUUUGCGGUGGGCGCGAGGACGCAGUGGUUGUGGGGGUAUGCGAUUUGGGUGUUGAUGUUUGGGAUUGGAUUGGGGUUUGUGGUGGUGAGUCGGUUCAUGCCGGAUUAUGAGGAGUUGAGGAGGAGGAGGGAGGAGGAGGAGAAUGAGGUUGACAACGAGAAUGAGGAGAGUUGA
Dichotomopilus funicola is the source of this 1611-nucleotide messenger RNA. RefSeq names its product major facilitator superfamily domain-containing protein. Gene Ontology annotation, molecular function: transmembrane transporter activity. The record is from RefSeq and is a predicted model, not a curated record. Lineage: Eukaryota; Fungi; Ascomycota; Sordariomycetes; Sordariales; Chaetomiaceae. The transcript has a single exon. The coding region runs from base 1 to 1611 and encodes 536 amino acids. Gene Ontology annotation, biological process: transmembrane transport.